AUGACGAGUAUGGGACCGUCUUUUGCAGGCCAUCCUGCCGGUAUGCAACAGCAUCCAGGUGUACCCGGGCACCCCAUGGCCCAGGGUAUGCCUCACAACCCAGGGCAGCAAGGCCCGGGCGGAGGAAUGCCUCACCAGAUGCACAUGGCAGUAUCAGGGCCUGGUGGUCAGGUUAAUCCAAAUCAGUUGAUGGGCGGCAUGCCGCCGGGUGCUGGAGGUCCGAACGCUCACGCUCUGCAGCAUCUCAAUCCUGCCCAAAACCAAAUGUUCCAGCAAAAUCAGUUUGGUAAUUUCCAAACUCCAGCGGCGAUGGCGCAUGCCACCCAGAUGGCGCAGCAGCGCUUGUUCCAGCAGCAGCAACAGGCGCGACAAGCACUCAUGGCCCAACAGGCCUUCAACGCGAAUAUGGCGGGCGUCAAUGGUAUGCCGAUGGGAAUGCCAAUGAACCCGAUGAACGCAGCUCAGAUCGCGGCCAUGAGGCAGGGCAUGCGGCCGCAGCAGCAUAACCCCCAGGCACAGGCGAUGCUCGCUCAGCAGAUCGCUCUCCAGCAGCAAGCCGUCGCUCAACAGAAUCAACAGAUGCAACAGGGCCAACAACAGCCUGGCCAGCCGGUGCAGAUGAACCCUCAGCACAUGCAAAGCCUUCAGCAGGCCCAGAUGGCAAUGCAACAGCAACAGGCCCAGCAGCAACAGGCUCAACAGCAGGCUCAGCAACAGCAGGCCCAGCAACAGGCUCAACAACAGGCCCAGCAGCAAGCGCAACAGCAGCAGCAACAGGGCCAGCAACCCCAAGGCGGACCGCAGCAGCCUCAACCGCAACCCCAGCAGACACCGCAUCAGACACCACAGCAGCAACCCGCACAACCCGUCAACCCUCAAUCUGCGGGACAGCCCACGCCGUCUCAGACUCCGGGUCCGGCCCCGAACCAACAACCGCAGCCUCCUCAGCCUCAAGCCCAACCGCAGGGUCCUCCUCAAAUGGCUCCCCAACCUGGACCGCAACAAAUGAACCCCGCGCAGCAGGCUGCGGCUCAGGCUGCCGUCGCCAACAGCAUGGCUAUUGCUCAACAACAAAGAAGGGAAGGAAUGAAGGGACACUGCCUACUGAAGUUGAUGCAGUUUAGCGAACAUUUGAGCGGCUUUCCCGGCCCCAAGGGCAAAGACGACCUGUCCUACUGGAACAGCUUCGUCAAUCAAUUCUUCUCCACGAAGGGCGUAUUCCGACACUCGGUACACAUCACCGACGUCGAAGACCAAGCAGACAAGCAAUACGAGAUAACCUACCCCGCACUUCCUCGAUACUUCCACACGCACUUUGACAGCGGUGUCAAGAACAUGCAGUUGAUCAUGGAAAAGGGGACGACGGACCGACCGCUUCCCGGCGAUGGCCACUGGAUUGAGAACACAAAGUCCAGUUUGGUCUACUGGUACGAUAGCGGUUCGCACCUUGUCGCUACGGGCACCGUCAGAGCCCACUUUGAUGCAGAGCAAAAAAUUGAACUCUUCGAGUUUUUGACAACCAACCACGAAGAAUACAUUUCUAGAAAGGCCGCUAUCGAAGCUGCGAAGCCUGUGCACAACUGGGUGAAGGAGUGGCACAAGGUUAACUCCCCUGACACCAAGACCUCCCCAGAAAUGAGCAAGAAGGGCAAGGCUCGCCUUAUGAAGUCCCCGCAAAAUCCUCCGCCAGAAGCAUUGGUGGACCUUCCGGAGUCGGCGGUCAAGAGGGGCAUGGGGGUUACUGAAGCUGUGUUCCAGUUCCUCGAGCUCGCCCGCGCAUGCAUGUGGAUCUCCGGCACUAAAGAUGACAUGCAGAUUGCUGAAGUGAUCGGCCAAAUGAACCCCCUUUUCGCCUUCUACCACAACCACCCUAACCUUGGCCCGUACGCUGCUCUUGAGCAGUAUGUCGGCCAGAUCAACGCCCAGCCACAGGUCAUGAACGGUCAGCCGAUGCCCCAAGCUCCCAGGACACCCAGCUUCGGCCAGUUCCCGAUGGGUGCGAGCCCGGCUCAGCCGCAUAUGCAGCUUCCUGGCUCGCCUCACGUCACUGGAAGCCCUGCGCAAGGCCACAUGCAGGCACCCGGCAUGCAAAUGCAACAGAGCCAGCAAGGCACCAGCUCCAGCGGACCUAGUGCAAACACGUCUCCAGCUUCCAACAAGCGAAGACGCCCAUCCGGUGUGAAGAUGGAGGAGGACGGCUCCCAGGCACCUACCCCGGGUGGUCCUCAGGUCAACGGAGUUCAGAACAAGGGCAAGCCCCCUACGCCGCGGAUGGCAAAGAGAAUGAAGGGCAACCCGGCGUAA
Messenger RNA from Colletotrichum fioriniae, 2304 nucleotides. The record is from RefSeq and is a predicted model, not a curated record. Lineage: Eukaryota; Fungi; Ascomycota; Sordariomycetes; Glomerellales; Glomerellaceae.